GGUAGCCAGAGAGAGGGCCUUGAAUACUUGGGAACCGCUAAAGGGUUAUGGGAACUUGAAGUUCUAGGGCUUCGCUAGGGUUUCGGUUAGAAUUCUAGGGCUGGGACUCCAGAAGAUGAAUUACUUGGAGCUUCAAAUUUUGCCUGCAGUGGUGAAUUGCGACAGUUAGCUAUUGGAAUCGCUGCUGCGGGUGGUAUCCAGCGGAAGACUUAGAUUUAGAGUGGGCAUUUCCUCAGGCUACUGAAGGUGAGGUGAUUGGCGGUGGCUGCAUCUGCUCGUAGUCUUCAAUCGAGGGUGUGUUUCUCGUGUGUCUGGGGGUAAGAAAUGAAGCAGGUUCUUGAGGAGCUUCUUGUGGGAUGAUCCUGGUUUUAUAGAAUCCUACAAUCCUGGGGUCGAUGUCUUUAGACAUGUACUCGUCAAUGAUAUUCCAGUCUUAUCCUACCGAAUGUAAUAUUACAUCUUAACGAGUUCUCUUAGCCGAAUGGGAUGCUAUGGGCUUCUGGUUGAUCGUUUAGCGAGACCGCGCCUCUUUAACAUUAUGUCAUGUAGUUAUCUAUGUCAUCCUAGGAAAAAAUUAUCUCAGAUGUUGUCUGUUUCGGCUGCAAAUUUAAAUUCCCUCGUAACCUCCACUAUUGAGAGUAAGGCCAUGGGAGAAAGCCUCAAGGUAGUGUACAAGCCACUGCAGUCCACGCAAGGGACGGGUAUUGAACCAACUGUAGUAGCUGAGGGAUUUCAGGGAUGCCCAGCUGCUCAAACUGAUGCCUCUGAUGAUGACAAUGGUGGCGUCACUAGUACAAGCUUCACAGCUCGGCGACCAUUCUGCGAUACAUGUCGGAAAGCUCAGUCUCUUUGCAUCUGUGUUCGGAUCAAGAUGAUUGUAAAUAACAAAGUCGGCAUUACCAUUCUCCAACACCCAGAGGAGAAGGAUCAUCACUUGGGAACUGCAAGAAUAGCCGCUUUGGGCCUGCGCAAUGUGCAGGUACUGUCAAUCCCUGAGACUGAUGAGAGAGUUUCCUUCCGAAUUCGUCAAAAAGUUCCUGGUUCAAAGCGCAGCAUAACUGGCAGGGUUGGCAAUAAAGGAAAAGUUAAGCUUGAACCACAGACAGCAGUAGUAUUGACACCAGAUGUUCAAGAGAGCGAAGCUGAUCAUCAGCAAUCUUGUGAUCCUCAUUUGAUUCCUGCCUGGAUGAACUUGCCCCCCAGGGUGGGGCUGUUAUUUCCCAGUGACAAGGCAAUUGAUCUGGUACCCGAACUUUGUGAAGGAAUGGAUUGCCCAAGCCACUUUAUAGUUCUGGACGGUACAUGGUCCAAGGCCAAGCGAAUCUAUUUCGAGAACCCUUGGCUCCACAAUUUGCAACAUUAUAAUCUGCCUCUCUCGACUCCUAGUAUGUAUGGUCCUGUAAGGCGGCAGCCCAAAGAGGGGUGUUUAUCAACUGUCGAGAGCAUUGUCUGCGCAUUGAAAAUGCUGGAGCCUGCUACUGUUGGUCUUGAUUCACUUUUAGAAGUGUUUAACUCUAUGAUUGAAGAUGCCAAGGGUUUUCAAGCACAGACUGAACUCAAAUAUCGGCGAAGUGGUAUGUGACAAUCUCAAGUGGUACCUUCAUUGCAGAACAUACCCUACAGGUCAGAUUUGCUGCAGUACACUCCACCUGUUGUGGUAUCUUCAGGAAAGAAUAAGUGGCAAUAACUUCAGAAUAUUGAGUGUCUCUAUUCCAUCAGUUGCUCUUUCUCGUCUUUAUAGACUGGUUAUCUACACUGCAACAAACCUGCGUGAUAGGUGGUGAGGAGGCUGAUGAGCCCAGAACCAGAGCACUGCUACUCAAGUCUUACAACAUUUUUUUUGUUGAAGCCUUUGAGGUGAUUUUUCUCCUUCUCAAUACAAUUAUCUUUUUAAGGAGCACGAUAAACGAACAACAAUCGUAUAUCGAAAUGUAUUCCAGGUGUAUUAUGCAUCUUGGCUAACAGAAUGUAACAUCUUGGGCCAAAUUUAGUUCUAAAAGUCUCACCGAGGUUUCAUUGGUCAGUCGAUGUUGAUGAAGCGAUCCCUAGUUUUCA
Molecule: messenger RNA, 2055 nt
Organism: Physcomitrium patens
Lineage: Eukaryota; Viridiplantae; Streptophyta; Bryopsida; Funariales; Funariaceae
Source: RefSeq, a predicted model, not a curated record